This is a messenger RNA of Brassica rapa (field mustard), 3424 nucleotides long. RefSeq names its product putative inactive flavonol synthase 2. The record is from RefSeq and is a predicted model, not a curated record. Lineage: Eukaryota; Viridiplantae; Streptophyta; Magnoliopsida; Brassicales; Brassicaceae.
UUUGUAGCAGUCCGGGACGGUACGGAACAAUAUGUUUGACAUCUCUCAGGAACAUGCUAAGGUAGACCGGUUUCUUGAGUUGGCUAUUUUUAAGUUAAAUGAUGUUAUUUCAUGAAAAAAAAUAAUAACAAAACAGAAAACAUGGUAACCCUAGUUCGAACCUAGGUUGCAAAUAUUUAAGUAACCUCAUUAACCAUUUGUUCUACUGAAGAUUCAUUGUUAACUUAAAAGUAGCCAACUCUUCCAAAAAUCGGUCCACCAUGUUACCAAUAUAUUGUCAGUCGCAGAUUAAAAGCCGUUUAGGUAUCGAAUUCAAUUUUUUACUAGAUUAGGUAUAAACUCGCACAGUGAAAUAAUUGGUAUAUAGAUUAGACAAUAUGACCUAGUUCAGACACUUAUCGAACGUUUUUUCCCAUUAUCGCGUAACGAUGACACAAGCAAAGUUUGGUUUCGUUUUUCAACAUGUGCAUAAGCUAAUAGAUUAAUAGGUGGUGGUAUGACUUAUGUGGUAGUGAUUAUUUUAUAUACAAACAAUACAAGGGGUUGGUGUGAUUUAACAUAGGAGAGUACGACGUCUUAUAGACUAUUAACUCAAAUUAAAUCUAACACUGAAAAUUGUUCGUGAAAGUUGUGAAAGUGUUGCUGAAAAAGUUUUUCUUUUCUUUCUAAUCACGUUUUCUCUUAUAAAUCCAAUCAUUUUUUAUUACCGAUGAUUAGUGAUCGAAAAAUAGUAUAAGUGCUGAGAAGUUUCUUGGGCUUCCAUCUAAAACCAAUUGGCAAUUAGUGGAUUGAUCCAAGUCCCUUAUAUAUUAUUCAAAUCCCUUUCAUAUAUCCGAUGUGGGAUCUUCUCUCCAAUACCCUCCCUCGAGAUAAUGGUGUGUAUAACCAUUAAUCUCGCAGAAUCCAUCAUACCCCCUCUGAAAUCAUGCUUUAUUUUCUAGCAAUCUCGGCGGAACUGAGCCUUCUAUAGGCCAUCAGCUAAUGGGAUGAUCGGGCCACUGUCCGGGCCGGAUUAAUGGGUCAGGGUAUCGGGCCCGCUCUGAUACCAUGAUAAGUUUCUUGGGCUUCCAACUUAAAACCAAUUAGCAAUUAGUGGAUUGACCCAAGUCCCUUAUAUAUUACUCAAGUCCCUUUCAUAUAUUCAAUGUGGGAUCUUCUCUCCAAUACCCUCCCUCGAGAUAAUGGUGCGUAUAACCAUUAAUCUCGCAGAAUCCAUCAUACCCCCUCCGAAAUCAUGCUUUAUUUUCUAGCGAUCUCGGCGGAACUGAACCUUCUAUGGUCCAUCAGCUAAUGGGAUGAUCGGGCCACUGUCCGGGCCGGAUUAAUGGGUCAGGGUAUUGGGCCCGCUCUGAUACCAUGAUAAGUUUCUUGGGCUUCCAACUUAAAACCAAUUGGCCAUUAGUGGAUUGAUCCAAGUCCCUUAUAUAUUACUCAAGUCCCUUUCAUAUAUUCAAUGUGGGAUAUUCUCUCCAAUAUGUGCCUUGCUGUGAUAUAUUCUUGUCGUAUUCUUGUCAAACAGUAUAAAAGGAGAUUUUUUUUUUUGUUUGAAUAAAAUUUAUAUUUUUAUAAUAUUUUUUGAAAGUUGAUUUUUUUAUAUGUCCUACUCACAUAUAUUUAUAAAUAUAAUAAAAGGAUGAAUCAAACUAUAUGAACUUAAAACUAAUCAAAUUAGAAUGAUAAUAAAUUGAUUCAAUUAGAAAGAAUAGAGGGAACGUAAUUUCUAAACCUGCGCCUUUGAUCUCAAGAAAACAAUUCUCGUACGUUGCCAAAUGCAAUGAAUGAUAAACAUCGACAAAAGCAGUCAACAAAGUUAAAACUAUGGGAAAGGCCUUUGCCACCACAUGGCCCACACCACAACAUUUCACUAUUUAAACCAAACCUCUUGGCGUCCAACUUCGCCAUCGUUUCCAUUUACGAUCAUGGAAGUCAAGAAAGACCAGCACACAUCUCCACCGUCCGAGACGAUCCCUAUCGUUGAUCUAAGCAACCCUGACGAAGAGCUAGUGUCCCGUGCGGUGGUGAAGGCGAGCCAAGAGUGGGGGAUAUUUCACGUGGUGAAUCAUGGGAUCUCGAUGGAUCUGAUACGGAGGUUGAAGGAGGUUGGUACACAGUUCUUCGAGCUACCGGAGACGGAGAAGAAAGCCGUAGCGAAACCAGAUGAUUCCCAAGACUUCGAAGGCUACACGAGGAAUCUCAAGUAUACAGAAGGAGAGGUUUGGGCAGAUAAUCUUUUCCACAGAAUCUUGCCACAGUCAUGUAUAAACUACAAAUACUGGCCGAGAAACCCUCCGCAGUACAGGGAGGUGACUGAAGAGUACACAAAGGAGACCAAGAAGCUAUCGGAGAGGCUUUUGGGUUUUUUAUCAGAAGGAUUAGGGCUACGGCAUGAGGCGUUAAAGGAAGGUCUCGGUGGCGAAAAGUCGGAGUAUGUACUGAGAAUCAACAACUUCCCGCCUAAUCCACAACCGGAUGCGACCUUGGGACUGCCGGAGCACACUGACAUCGUCGCACUCGCACUCAUCGUCACCAAUGAAGUUCCAGGUCUUCAGGUUUUCCAUGAAGACCACUGGUUUGAUAUCCAGUACGUUCCCUCUUCCAUAACAGUCACCAUCGGUGAUCAGAUACUGAGGCUGAGCAACGGGAAGUACAAGAAUGUGUUGCAUAGAGUAACGGUGGAUAAAGAAAAGCAGAGGAUGUCGUGGCCGGUUUUUGUCGAUGCUAAUCCUGAUGUCGUUAUCCGUCCAUUGCCGGAGCUGAUUACCGGCGAUAAUCCUUCUAUGUUCAAGCCUAUUGUCUGCAAGGACUUUAAAUACCGUAGGCUUUUCAAGCUUCCGGUCGAUUGAUCCAAAUGAUAAUCAGUUUAUUUUUCUUUGUUUCUCCUUUCUACAAAUCAAAAUCCCCAGUCCUAUUUUACCAAAAAAACAAUCCCCAGUCCUGUGUGUGUGUUAUGCUACGUAUUGUAAAAAUUAUCUUCUACGUAAGUUUAGUUAUGCAAAAGGACCAAAUAAUUUACUACAUUUUGAAGUUUAUAUAAUUAACAAGAAGAGCCUUUAUCAAUGGUUUUAAAGAUUUAUUAUUCUUUAUCGUAAUCGAAUAUGGGGUUUGUCGACCAAACAUUGAUAAGUCCUUAAAGAUGUAUUAGAUUUUGAUCCGCGCUUGGAAAGCGCAUGUUUGUUUUCAAAAUUAAAUAUAGUUUUCUAAAAUGAAUUGCUACAUAAUAUAUAUAGUGUAUAGGUUUGUGUACAUUUAUCCGAAACCACGAACUAAACUGUAGCAAACUGGAAAAAAGAUGAAACCUAAACUAAACUGAAUUUCAUAAAUAAUCGAGCAAAUCUUAUAUUUCAUGUACCAAAAAACUGAAAUCAAUCGUGAAACAUUUAAAUGGUACCAAAUACGAAUAAAACAUUUUAUUUUGAAAAUUAUU